Neoarthrinium moseri is the source of this 2040-nucleotide messenger RNA. RefSeq lists its product as uncharacterized. The coding region runs from base 1 to 2040 and encodes 679 amino acids. The transcript is spliced from 4 exons. Lineage: Eukaryota; Fungi; Ascomycota; Sordariomycetes; Amphisphaeriales; Apiosporaceae. Gene Ontology annotation, biological process: regulation of DNA-templated transcription; DNA-templated transcription. Gene Ontology annotation, cellular component: nucleus. The record is from RefSeq and is a predicted model, not a curated record. Gene Ontology annotation, molecular function: DNA-binding transcription factor activity, RNA polymerase II-specific; zinc ion binding; DNA binding.
AUGUCCAACGUAGUUCGGGGCACCUCGCUGAGGGCCGGCGGUGCCUGCGUCCGCUGCAGGAAGGGCAAGACGAAAUGCGUGUACGAGAACAAUCGCGCGCCUUGCAAGAACUGCGCAAAGGGAAUGCAUGAGUGCUACCUGCCCUCCGAGAGCCUGGCGCAUCACCAUGGCCAGUCGCCAGCUAGAGUGCCGCGCCCGCGCGAGAGUCUGCCGGGCGAGCGAAGCGUGUCGUCCACCCACGACCGCCCAGCUGCCCCAGCCAGUCAGGUGCUCACCAGCCGGUCCGUGAACAAUGCCAGCGGCGACAAGAUCACGCCGGAGCUGGCACAAGAGUGCGAACGGGUUGUCAACAAGACCCUCCCGGCCUGUGUCGCCUUUCACAAGCCCGGCUUCAUUCAAAAACUGAAGAGCGGGACUCUCGACGCUAGCAUCACCAAUGCGCUCCUAACUAUUGCUGCAAGGAGCUCUCCCUACAUCAUCCGCCGAUAUGGCGGUCAAGGCGGCGCUGCCGCUGCUGCGGAGCACUUUGCCGCCAAGUGCAUCAGCGCAGUGAUGCAAAAUCUCGACAACCCGUGCCUAGGAGACAUCCAGGCACUGUGCCUUCUCAUCAUCCACGAAUGGGGCUGCCGGAAUGCUAUUCGUGCUUACGCCUACCUUGGCCAAGCAGCACGCAUGGCCCAGAUGUACCGCAUCCUCGCAGUGCACCAGACCGGCAGCCCGGAGCCCGAGCAGUUCAUCCGGGACGAAAGCUUCCGGCGGACCCUGUGGCUGAUUUACAUUCUCGACUGUUUCCUUACCAGCAGUCCCGGCCGCUAUCCCGCACUCUCAGCGCAUGAGAUCAAGGAUGUCGCGCUUCCAUGCCCCGACAUGAGCUUCAACUUUGGCACGCCAGUCACCGUCCGUACUCUCAGCGGCAUCGCGCCGGCCGGCAGUGCGGACCCUACGCCUCCGAAGAGUGAAGUUGGCGAGUUUGGACACAUUGUCAUGGCAACUCAGGCUUGGCGUAAUGUCAUCGAGAUGCUCACGACCGUCACGCUUGAGACCUUCUCGGAGCAGCAAUGCGUCGCCCUGGAGAAUGAGAUCGAGGCAGUCCGCCAGGGCUUGCCAAUGCACUUCACGGACAAAUCCGGCCACAUCAAUCUUCACAUCACCAUGGGAAGCGGCUGGACCUACGCACUUCUGCACUGCCUCCUACACUGCGCAACCAUCAUGGUCAACCGUCGACGCCUCCUGCAGGCAGUCACCAACGAGGACUUCAAUGACAAGGCUUGGCGAGCGACGCCUCAGCAUGCGCAAAUCGUCGAUCGCGUCUUGACGUCUUCUCACGGCAUCAUCUCCCUGCUCCUCGCCCUGGACAAUUACAGUGACAAGGACAGUCUCAUCAUAUUCCCACUCAUCUUGCUCUUCUCCUCGUUCACCGCAGGGGCGACCAUAGCCUGGUUUAGUUUGAAGGGCUUCACGCCCCCCAACGUCAGGGAGUCGUCCGAAGCUCUGGUCCGAGACGCCAUGCGCUUCCUCCACGAGGGCGCCGACGCCUGGACACUCGUCGUCCCUUGGUACCGACACCUGACCGUCAUGGCUAAGGUCCUGCGUAGGGGGAGUCGAAAAUCUGCUGCGCAGAGCCAGCCACCUGCAGUCGAACCUACUCACCAGUCCGCCAAAGAGGAGACGGCCAGCCAGUCCGACAACAACCCGGACGCCAUGGAUUACGAACGGCAAUCUUCCGACCAGCCACCAGAGCCGGCCGAAGAUCGCAACGGCAGCGAGCCACCGCGACGAGCUGGGUUCGCGGCCAUCAACGGCGGAUCGGCCGGAGCGUCCACGCCAGCCACCGUCAGCCCGCCUCCGGCCGGCGCACAACCCGCACCAGUCAAGACGGACUCGCCAAGCGCUCCCUCGUCAGCGGGAGAUGUUCAGCCAGCGGAGCCUGCACCGCCCGGGCCCGGCGGUGACAUGACGGCGGAGGAGCUCUGUGAGGCGUUUGAGCAUCAGCUUCUCGAGUUGGAUGACUUGGCAGCGUUCAUGGGCGGCGGCGUUUAG